This is a messenger RNA of Kazachstania africana CBS 2517, 2268 nucleotides long. It is a transcript of the gene RGC1, whose product is annotated as Rgc1p. Lineage: Eukaryota; Fungi; Ascomycota; Saccharomycetes; Saccharomycetales; Saccharomycetaceae. The coding region runs from base 1 to 2268 and encodes 755 amino acids. The record is from RefSeq and is a predicted model, not a curated record. The transcript has a single exon.
AUGAUAACUUCGGUGACUUUACCAAGAGAACGUAGGUCUCAGUCCAGCGAUACAGCCAUAGCAGAUGUAGAUGACCAGGCGACACCCAGGAGCGUUUUGCCCAUUGACACUUCUCAAUUCAGUUUACAUACGUCAUUGCAAGAAGAUCCCAUCGUUUCUCAUGAGACAUUGCCAGAUGCGACUGGAAAAGUCACUACAGCAUCAGAAAUGAAAAUGCCCUUGUAUGUUAGCGUUCCAAUUCCCAAGGAGUCAGGAAUCCCAAAUGCUGCUGUCACGGCUUCAGAUAAUGCAGAACCAUACCAUGAAUCUGCAUUUGUGAAAGAAUAUCCAACUGACAUCCUGGUCGAUAGGUUCCAAAAAUGGAAGAAAAUCUUGAAAUCUCUGUCAUCAUAUCUAAAGGAAGUUGCUUACGCUGAAGAACAGAUGGGUAGAAUCAAUACGCGUUUGAGGAAUGAAGUAAAAUUCGGAUUUUUAACAGAUUUGGAAGAAGGUUCUAAUAAAUUAAAUGAUCCCCUACUGAAUAAAAGAUUGGUUAAACUACCCCAGCGGGUACCUCCCGCACAACAAAAUGUGCCCCAAGAACAAGAGGCUGCUAGCACUUCCAGCCCUGACACUACAGUUGUUGAAGAUGAUGGAAGUGGUUCGGCAUUUUCAGGUUUCCAGACUUUUGGUUCGGGUUCAAUUCAAGAUAUUCAAGUUAUCUUGAAGAAAUACCAUGUCUCAAUGGCUCAUCAGCAUUUUAAAGUGUCAAAGGAACUUCUCAAUAACGUAGUACCAAAACUAGAAUCAAUGAAAAAGGAGCUAUCUCACAAAAUCAAAGAAAUAAAGGGAUUGCACAAUGAUUUCGCAAGUAACUUGGACUACAUGUUACCUAUAACUUCAAAUCUCUUGAAUAACUUUAUAUCAUCAAUUAAAACAUACAAAGAUGGUGAUGAAGAUCCGUUUAUUCUCAACUUACAACUGCAAAUUCAACUUAGACGCCAAAUUAUGGAGGAAAAUUACCUGAAAGACGCAUUCAUAAAUUUACAACAGAGUGGAAUGCAACUAGAAAAAAUCAUCUUUUCUAUGAUUCAAAAUGUUUUAACUACGUACUCUGCACUGCUUGAUUCAGAGGCAAGAUUGGUCAUUAAAAACUUAUGUCAUGAGUUGCAGCAUAGUAUUUUAUCUCAAGCUCCAACAACUGAAUGGAACCAUUUCGUUUCACACCAUCCUACUUGCCUACUUGCUUGGAAGUCAUAUGAAACUAUCCCAACUAAGAGAAAUAUUCGUGAUAUCAUUUAUCCAAAUAUGAAGCACCCAUUAUCGAAAUGUGUUCGAAAAGGUUACCUUCAAAAGGCUGAUGAUAGCGAGCGGCAUUAUUACGUUCUAACUGCUACUUAUUUGCAUGUAUUCUCAAAUGACAAAUUCUGGAAUGGUGGUGGUCUUGUUCAAGAUAAGCUGGCAUCAGAAAAUGACCUUAAAAAACAGUCUAUUUUGAAACCACAAGUGAGUUUACCAUUACUCAAUUGCAAGAUAGUAGACAUUACUGAAGACCAGUUCGCUAUAGUUGGUGAUGCAAAAUUCAAUAAUAUUGAUGCGUUAAUUAUAAAGCCACGUUCGGCAUCAGUAAGUUCCACUUCUAGUCAAACAAAUAAAAUAAUAUCGAAUGUUUUGAAGGGCAGUAGCCGUAGAGACUUACCAUCUUCAGCUGAUCCCCAUCAAAAAAAUCUCGAGUUCCAGCAGUCAAUAAAAUGGGUUUUCAAGCGUUCAGAUAAUAAAGAAUGUUUUAACAAGUGGCUUCAUGAUAUAUCCAAACUAAUUUCCUUUAGUGAUACCGAUGAAAGAAUAAAUUAUGUGAAAGGACAUUUGCACAAUCAUUCGUCACCUGGUUCCUCUGAUUCAGAUAAACUUCGUACCCCAUUACCGUCACCCACAGCGGAACAUCCAUCUUUCAAUGAUGCAUUCAAAAAGGAAGCUUGGGUUACAACUGCAAAUAUGGCAAGCAAUGAAGAAUCCAUUGACCCAAAAUGUUCGCAUGUAGAAUCAACUGUUAAAGAUCCAGCUGUUCCCAUGAAGACUGUUGAAAGAACAAGAAAUGGAUCAGUCGAAACUGUGCCUACGAAAACUUUUCCCAUUGUAAAAACCGAAACAGGCAAGAGAAACUCUUUUAAUUUAGGCUCCUUGGGCAGGAGGAUAUCAGACAACCGAGUUCCCUUGGCGAAGGUUGACAAGGACAGUGAUAAAGAUAAUGAGCUUUCACUGAAACUGACACAUUCGAUCUAUUCCUGA